AUGGCAGAAAUAUCAAAUUAAUCGUACUUUAUAACAGCAGGUCGUAAGGUAAAACUAAUUUACAAAUCUAUUCCUAAUAUAUCAAAUUUAGAGAGGUAAACAUAAGUUGAGAACUAAAGAAGAGGGAAUAGGAACAAUUUGAUUCCAACUAGAUAAAAUGAAGAUCAAUUUAAUGAUUGUUCAACCCUAUUAUAGAAAAUUGAAGAUUUAUUAGUCAGAAAUUAUGAAAAAUUUAAAAGCCAAAUUGAAUAGAAUGCAGAUUAAUUGUUAGAUGGAUAUGUGAGAUUGUAAUGGUUAGUGGGCAUCGCAUUUAAAAAAACAAAUUGCGAUCUUCGAGCACUGUGUGAUGAACUAAAAUAACAAAUUGAAGAAUAAAACAAAUAAAUAUCAGAAAAACAAUAAAUUAUCCAGAAGAUGAGUAAUCAAGCCAAAGAAGAUAUUGCAGCUGAAGAGAAAAAAAUAAAGGAAUUAAACUAAACCAUUCGUUAAUUAAAAGAAAAGCAGUAGGAAUUCAUUCAAUAAAAGGAAAACCUAAAAAAUAAGUUGGAGGCUGAAAUAGGACAUCUUACAAUAAAUCAAUAAGCUCUGCAAUUAUAAAUAACAAAAAAAGAUGAAAUAUUCUAGCAAAUAUUAGAUGAGGAAAAAUAGAAAUGUACUGAGGCUUUAAAUCAAUUAAAUCUAAAAAAUGAAGUGGAAACCUUCAAAAAUUCUGAUGAGAGAUUAUAAUUAAUUAUAUAAAAGGAAGUCGACAUAGAACAACAAACUGAGGAUAUAAGUAUAAAGGUAAAUGAUAUAUUAAAAAUUACUUAAUAAAAUUUUAAGAGAGAAAAAUGGUAAUAAAUAAAGAAUCAAUUCUCAAGUACAAAGGACUAGAUUACAGCUGUUAUAAAGAGUUUAGAACAAUAUAUUUAAAAAUAAAGGCGUAUAUGGGGUUCAGCAAUUUAAGUUGACUCUGCAUUAAAUUCAUAGGUAAAACAUAAUAUAGAAAUUAUGAUGGCUUAUUCUAAAAUCUUUGAAAAUUUUUAUAAAACAGUCGAAAAAUUAAUAGAGCUGCUUGAUAAAUAUUAAAUAGUUAGCAACCUUGUUUAAAUAGAAAGGAAUAAUGAAAACCUCAACAAUAAUCCUUCUCCUUCUAUUUAACCUAGAUAGCCAAAAAAUGAAAAUUAAACAUCUUAAGCUUAAAUAGAGACUCAAUCUAAUGAUACAAUUAAGAGGAAUGUAAGCAAAUCGGCAACAAUACUUAAGAAUUUAGAUAGAAAAAAAAAAAUUACUCAUAAGGAAACAUUAGAUUGCAAAAGGAACAAGAGAUGA
Molecule: messenger RNA, 1311 nt
Organism: Paramecium tetraurelia
Lineage: Eukaryota; Ciliophora; Oligohymenophorea; Peniculida; Parameciidae
Exons: 3
Source: RefSeq, a predicted model, not a curated record